AACAUUACGCAUCAAACUAUGCUUUAAAUGUUUAUGUGUUUCGAUACUCAAUGGUAUAAAUGUGUGUAAUAUUUGACAGCACUGUAUGUGUUAAGUGAAUGUAAAGUAUGGGAGUAUUAGUGUUAUUGUCGACCAAUCAAUCAUAACAUGACUCACAACUGAUUGUUAUUAACUAUAAUUGUCAACACAUUUACCGAAGUGGUCACUCAUUUAGUUGUUUUCUUAUCAAUUAAAGUCAUUGUUUUGCCGAUUCAAAGUUAUCAAAACAUAUAACCAAUUGAUAUACCACUUGAAAACAUUAGUGUGAAGACAGUGGACAAUGAGUCACUACAAGGGAUACCAGUCAACACUCGGCGGCGAUGAACGCAAUGAAUGGUCGCGAUUGUCGCAAUCAGUGGCCGCUAACGUCCAGAAGAUAUCACAAAAUGUGAAUCAAAUGCAGCGAAUGGUUAAUCAAUUGGGGACAUCUCAAGACAAUGAGAGUCUCAGAACUAAUUUACAUGAAGUGCAACACUAUACUAAUCAAUUGGCCAGAGAUACGAAUAAUUCAUUGAAAGAAUUGGCACAAUUGCCACAACCGACAAAUGUAUCGGAACAGAAACAAAGAAGAAUGCUUAAAGAGAGACUAACGAGUGAUUUCUCUGAAGCGCUGAAGAACUUUCAGGUUAUACAGAGAACUGCCGCUCAAAAAGAGAAGGAGAGUGUAAUCAGAGCCCGGGCUAACUCUGGACUCAAUUCUAAUAAUGUUUGGGACGAUCACUCAACCAAAGGAGCAUCAAAUCUAAUUGAUUUGCAGAGUCCACAAUCGCAAACACAAAUUCAUAUGGAAGAAGAAUGUGAUUUAGAGUUAUUAAGAGAUAGAGAGCAACAAAUCCGCAAAAUUGAAGGCGAUAUCGUGGAAGUGAAUCAAAUAUUUAAAGAUUUAGCGACAAUGGUUCACGACCAGGGUGAAGUUAUCGAUAGUAUAGAAGCUAAUGUUGAAACGGCUUCAAUACAGGUUCACGAGGGAACCGCACAACUGGCAAAAGCCAGGGACUAUCAGAGUAAAGCUCGUCGAAAGACUUGUUUGUUGAGUACAAUACUUGCAUCAGUGGUUCUCCUAAUUCUGUUUAUAUUAUGGUUAUCCCGAUAAUAAUGACUAUUAAGAUGACAUUCCUUCACAUCCACACCACAGUAACCGUUGUAACAAAUGGUCUACUUUUUGAAUAAUCUUAUUAACAAUUGCUCCCAAAUUKAAUUUUAAAUAUAUACUGUAGUAUGUGUUAAUUAUAAAUAAUACGGUUAUAAAUAUAUUAUAUAUGCAUUAACUGUUUAAAAUGUUAUUUUUAAUCUCAUAAAUGCACUGAUAGAACAAAUUAUUUAUCAUUUUAUUAUUACCGGUACCCUAUAUAUCAUAUUUGGUUUUAAC
Oppia nitens is the source of this 1408-nucleotide messenger RNA. Its product is annotated as syntaxin-12-like. The record is from RefSeq and is a predicted model, not a curated record. Gene Ontology annotation, molecular function: SNARE binding; SNAP receptor activity. Gene Ontology annotation, cellular component: endomembrane system; SNARE complex; membrane. Lineage: Eukaryota; Metazoa; Arthropoda; Arachnida; Sarcoptiformes; Oppiidae. The coding region runs from base 320 to 1132 and encodes 270 amino acids. Gene Ontology annotation, biological process: vesicle-mediated transport; intracellular protein transport; vesicle fusion. The transcript has 8 exons.